Molecule: messenger RNA, 777 nt
Organism: Daucus carota subsp. sativus
Lineage: Eukaryota; Viridiplantae; Streptophyta; Magnoliopsida; Apiales; Apiaceae
Exons: 4
Coding region: 142-513 (123 amino acids)
Source: RefSeq, a predicted model, not a curated record
CGCCUUUGCAUGUGCCUUUAGAAUAGUUCCUCUUUUCUGUUUAUAGAUAUGGAUAUAUAAAACUAGUAGUUCCUAGCCAGCUCUCCUGAUCUUAUAAUACAUCAUUUCUUCGCUAGCUAUUAUAUAUCACAAGUCGCAAAUAUGACUUCCACUUGGGCCGCGAGGUAUUCGAGAUCAUUUUUUGGAAUGAAAAGUGGGAUGACUGCUGCUGAUGGGGGACGACUCAGCAAAAAUGGGUAUAAAGGAUCGAAAUCGUGGACGAACAUAUACAUGGUACGGGGAUUGAUAAUGAUGGUGAUGGGGGUGGGAAUCCACACGGCGUCUCACCAUCUUGUGCAUUGCCCUGGGAUUAACGUCUCCAAGAAGAAAAGACAGACCUUCCCGGAGCUUGAGCUUUCCGGCGACGACAUGCUUUCUGGGAAAAAAUACGGUGUGUGCCGGAAGCUUGGCCGAUUCAAUUACUCCAUUGGAGAACAUUCCAAUGCCUCUUCGCCCAGCCCAUACCAGAUCUAGAGAAGAGGAAAGCUUCAAGUUGAGAAGGCCAGGCCGAUCAGUUGCUGCGGCUGCCACAUAAAUUUAUUAAUAUAUUGUAUUUAUGAUUUUUAGUUUAUUAAAUUUUGUUUUAUGUAAUUAAAUAAAAGGAAGCAGCCGGCCGAUCAGUUGCCAUUUCAUUGUACAUAUAUAAGUGUAGCAUUUUCUUUAUUUAUAAUGAUUCAUGUUUUCAGAUGUUGCGAUCAUCUGCUACUCAGCUUCGGACGUGAUUUGAUUUGAUUUGAU